Theileria equi strain WA is the source of this 792-nucleotide messenger RNA. RefSeq lists its product as hypothetical. The transcript has 2 exons. The coding region runs from base 1 to 792 and encodes 263 amino acids. Lineage: Eukaryota; Apicomplexa; Aconoidasida; Piroplasmida; Theileriidae. The record is from RefSeq and is a predicted model, not a curated record.
AUGCUGAAACAAUGCAUUUGUGAUUCCACCGAGAAGCUUGCCGGAGGAGUACAAACUGAAAAGCAGGAGGGACCGCAAGUUCCUCAACAAUCUGUUCCUGAUACACCUAAAGAGCUUAAUGAGGAUACCAUUGAUCUUGAGGAUGUUACGGAUACUCGCUACAAGGUAGUUGACGUAGAUAUUUCUGGAAUUCCUUCGAGGAUACAUCUGGUGAGGCCAGAGGAAAGUGGAGAUAGACCAACUGUACCAUAUAUAGAAAAGUGUUUUUACUGUGUAACCUUCCUAAAGAACGGUGAGCCAAAAGCUAUUCUAGUUAAGGUAGAUGACGCUCAUGGAUCAUACAAAGAUAAAACUGGAUGUCGUGGUAAACCGGGUUGGAGUAAUACAAGUACUUAUAACUAUACGAAAAAGCUUGAAACCUUGAAAAUAAAUACAGAUCCUCCAAAAAAGUUUACUUUGGACAUCUCUUCUCUCAAGGAAGAUGAAAGGUUUAAGCUUGUAAAGGAAGAUCGGGAUGGUAUUGCCACUCUCUAUUACUCUUCACAACCUGGGCAUCUUAUAGAAAAGAUUGUGGAUGGAGAUUUGGAAGUGUGGACUGCCAGUGAUAAUCAAGUUUGCUAUUUCUGUGAACUCCAUUCCAAGGGUGACUCAAAGCUGCUAAGAAUGCACGCAGAGAAGGGCUAUGCCAUUAUAUUUGGCUGGUAUGAAAAGUCUCGUGGCAAAUGGAAUGUCAUAAGAGAGAAGGAAUUUUAUAAGAAGCUUGAGAUGAGUGAGGUUACUGCAAUAACAUAA